AUGAGUACCGGGACAGCAGUCAGUAUUCAGCCGGUUGACGCGCCACUCACAGCAUCGGCGACCUUCCUGGUCCUCUCCAUCAAGAAUAGUGACGACGAUGCAUUGCAAACUGUCCGCUCAACACUAGCAGACAUUGCCAAUCUCUCAAAGAAUGUCGCCAUCCGCGACCCAAGCGCUGGAUUUGCAUGUACCACAGCUCUCGGUAGCAAUGUCUGGGACCGUCUCACAGGUCUGCCACGACCAAGCGAGCUACAUCCAUUUCGCGAAAUAAAGGGAAAGAAGCAUGUUGCUGUCUCCACGCCCGGCGAUCUCUUAUUUCACAUACGCUCAGAGCGGCAGGACCUGUGUUUCGAGUUCGAAAGACAACUUCUCGACCAGCUCGGCGAUGCUGUCGAAGUGGUGGAUGAGACCAAAGGCUUCCGCUACUUUGAUGUCCGCGACCUUCUUGGGUUUGUGGAUGGCACAGCUAAUCCCGUGGGGCCUGACAUGCAUCCUGCAGUCCUCGUUGCGCAGGAAGACGAUGCAAAUCACAUUGGAGGCAGUUACAUCGUCAUUCAAAAGUAUUUGCAUGACCUCAAAGCCUGGAAGACGCUCUCCACAGAGCAGCAGGAAGCAAUUAUCGGCAGGACGAAAAUGGAUAACAUCGAGCUAGAUGAUGCGGACGCAGAUCAACAGAAAGCACAUAAGACACUGACCACCAUCGAAGAUGAAGACGGUAACGAGCAAAGUAUUCUGCGAGACAAUAUGCCCUUCGGCUCACCAGGAUCAGGCGAGUUUGGCACGUACUUUAUUGGUUACUCUAGGCGUCUCUGGGUAAUUGAGCGCAUGUUGGAGAAUAUGUUUAUUGGGAAUCCUCCUGGCUUGCAUGAUCGGAUUUUGGACUUUUCGCGGCCAGUGACUGGCACUACUUUUUUUGCACCUGCUGCAAGUGUACUAAGUAAAUUGGGCUAA
Talaromyces amestolkiae is the source of this 951-nucleotide messenger RNA. RefSeq lists its product as uncharacterized. The record is from RefSeq and is a predicted model, not a curated record. Gene Ontology annotation, molecular function: heme binding; peroxidase activity. NCBI's taxonomy places the organism in Eukaryota, Fungi, Ascomycota, Eurotiomycetes, Eurotiales, Trichocomaceae. The coding region runs from base 1 to 951 and encodes 316 amino acids. The transcript has a single exon. Gene Ontology annotation, cellular component: cytosol.